AUGAAAUGUGGUUUGGAUACAAACCAUCAGUGUCACACUUUAAGAUAUUUGGUUGUGUGUUAUGCCAAAGUUCCAGAUGAAAAGAGAGCAAAGUUUGAUGCCAAGGUAAUUGUGGCUGUGAUGAUUGGGUAUAGUGAAGUGACAAAGGGCUAUAGACUCUAUAAUAUUGAGUCCAGGAAGAUAUUUAUCAGUAGAGAUGUUAAUGUUGAAGAAGGGUAUUUUUGGAAUUGGAAAAAUGCUACUGUUCAAGGUUUGAGGAAUGAAGGUGGAACUGAUGAACAACAGCUUCAGAAACAAGUUGAUGAUGAUUCAGAUAUUGAAGAUGAGUCCAAAGCUAUAAGGGGAACUAAGACUCUAGAGGAAAUCUAUAGCAAGUGUAAUUUAGCCAUGACAAAACCAGCUAACUACAUGGAAGCUAGUGUUGAUAGCAACUGGAAAUGUGUUUGGAUGUUGAGUUCUGAGACUAGUAGUGAAGGGCUUUGCACAGAUCUAUGGGAUAGACUAUCUGGAGACAUUUGCUCCAGUGGCAGGCAUGAUACAAUCAGGUUGCUAGCAGCCUUGUCUGUAAGAGAAGGAUGGAAAAUUUAUCAAUUAGAUAUAAAGUCUAGUUUCUUAAAUGGCUACUUGAAGGAAGACAUUUACGUAGAGCAACCAGAAGGUUAUGUGGAAAAAGGGUCUGAAAAUAAAGUAAAUGAGUCUGCUGAGCGUAUAGUUGCCUUGUAUGUUGAUGAUUUGCUUGUAAUUGGUCCUAAAUCUAAAUGUUUGGCUGAAUUCAAGUCUCAGAUGUUGAAAGUCUUUGAAAUGACUGACUUAGGACUAAUGUUCUAUUUUCUUGGGAUGGAAUUUAUUCAGUUUUCAAGCUGCAUUAUGAUUCAUCAAACAAAGUAUGUUCAUGAUUUGCUAAAGAAGUUUCAGAUGGAUCAGUGUAAGUCUGUUAAGACUCCAUUGGCUGCAAGAAGCAAGUUUUGCAAUCAAGAUGAGUCAUCAGGGGCUGAUGAAAGGCUGUACAGGAAUAUCAUUGGAUCUUUAUUGUAUCUUGCUGCAACCAGACUAAAUUUGAUGUAUGUAACGAGUCUCUUAUCUAGUUAUAUGCAAGAUCCAAAAGCAAUUCAUCUUAUUGUUGCUAAACGAAUCCUUAGGUAUGUAAAAGGUACUGUAGAUUUUGGUGCGAAGUAUUUGAAGACUGAAAGCAAAGAACUUCAAGGUUUCUUAGACAAUGAUUGGGCAGGUUCUUGUGAUGACUUGAAGAGUACAAGUGGCUAUUGUUUUUCUUUUGGAAGUGGGAUAGAACUUGAAUACUGUCAUCCCAAGGAGCAACUGGCUGAUGUCUUCACCAAGGGAUUAAGUGUAGAUCGUUUUGAGCUUCUGAUGGACAAAUUGCAAGUUUACUCAGCUAGAAUCAAAGAGAUUCUAGCGAUUUCAGUAUUUUAUCUCCACUCCUUAGCUAAGUUGAAGGCUCGGGGACUCUUCCCGCUAUAUGAUUCCAUUAAGGUGAUAACUGGAAGAGAUGUUGAGUUCCAACCUCAAUAG
This is a messenger RNA of Theobroma cacao (cacao), 1530 nucleotides long. Lineage: Eukaryota; Viridiplantae; Streptophyta; Magnoliopsida; Malvales; Malvaceae. The record is from RefSeq and is a predicted model, not a curated record.